AUGGGAAAAUCUAAUAGUAAGCUUAGUGAAGAAGAAAUUAAAGAGCUUCAGAAAUGUACUUAUUUUAAAAAACAUGAACUUCAACAAUGGUAUAAAGGAUUUCUCAAGGAUUGUCCCACUGGUGAACUUGAUAAAACAGAAUUUCAAAAAAUCUACAAACAAUUCUUUCCAUUUGGUGAUCCUUCAAAAUUUGCAGAUUAUGUUUUUAAUGUAUUUGAUGAAGAUAAAAAUGGAAAAAUUGAUUUCAAAGAAUUUAUAUGUGCAUUAUCAGUGACUUCAAGAGGAGAAUUAGAUGAAAAAUUAUUAUGGGCAUUUCAAUUAUAUGAUAUUGAUGAUGAUGGAUAUAUAACACAUGAUGAAAUGUUAAAAAUUGUCGAGGCAAUUUAUAAAAUGGUUGGUAGCAUGGUAACAUUACCACCUGAUGAAGAUACACCUGAAAAACGUGUAAAUAAAAUAUUUACUCUAAUGGAUAAGAAUAAAGAUGGUAAAUUAAGUAUGGAUGAAUUUAAAGAAGGUUCAAAGCAAGACCCAACAAUUGUUCAAGCAUUAAGUUUAUAUGAUGGUUUAUCACAUCGUAAAUUUGAAGCACCUCGUCAUGGGAGUUUGGGUUUCCUUCCAAGAAAACGUGCACGAAGACACAGAGGUAAAGUAAAGUCUUUUCCAAAAGAUAACCCCGAGAGCCCUGUUCACCUGACUGCCUUUAUGGGUUAUAAGGCUGGUAUGACUCAUGUUGUUCGAGAUUUGGAUCGUCCUGGAUCAAAAAUGCAUAAGAAAGAGGUAGUCGAAGCAGUUACCAUUAUUGAAACACCUCCAUUACGAAUUGUUGGUGUUGUUGGUUAUGUUGAAACUCCAAGAGGUCUUCGUGCAUUGACUACAGUUUGGGCUCAGCAUUUAACUGAUGAGGUUAAACGAAGAUUCUAUAAAAAUUGGUAUCGUUCCAAGAAGAAAGCUUUCACAAAAUAUACAAAGAAAUAUUUGGACACUUCUAAAUCAGUUGAUAAGGAAUUGGCAAGAAUCAAAAAAUAUUGUCAAGUAGUACGUGUAUUGGCCCAUACUCAAAUUCGAUUGGUAAAAAUUGGUCAAAAGAAAGCCCAUCUGAUGGAAAUUCAAGUUAAUGGUGGCACGAUUUCUGCAAAAGUUGAUUGGGCAAAAUCAAAGUUUGAACAGGAAGUUGAUAUAUUAUCAGUAUUUGCUCCUGAUGAAAUUGUUGAUGUCAUUGGUGUGACAAAAGGCAAAGGAUUUGAAGGUGUAACACAUCGUUGGGGAACAAAGAAACUUCCACGUAAAACUCAUAAAGGUCUUCGAAAAGUUGCUUGUAUUGAAGUAAACAAGAAGAUUUAUCGUAUUGGUAAAGGCGAUGAUGAAAAAAAUGCAUCAACAGAAUAUGACAUUACCAAAAAACAAAUUACUCCAUUAGGUGGCUUUCCUCAUUAUGGUAUUGUCGAGAAAGAUUUUAUUAUGAUCAAAGGGUCAUGUGUUGGUGUUAAAAAACGUGUUCUCACAUUAAGAAAAACAUUACUCACUCAUACAAAACGUUCAGCUUUAGAAAAUAUUUCAUUAAAGUUUAUCGAUACAAGUUCAAAAUUUGGUCAUGGUCGUUUCCAAACCGCAGAAGAAAAACAUGCAUUCCUUGGUACACUCAAGAAAGAUGUUGUUCAACCUUAA
Molecule: messenger RNA, 1665 nt
Organism: Entrophospora sp. SA101
Lineage: Eukaryota; Fungi; Glomeromycota; Glomeromycetes; Entrophosporales; Entrophosporaceae
Source: the annotation of a GenBank genome assembly